Messenger RNA from Triplophysa rosa, 2079 nucleotides. It is a transcript of the gene alkbh8, whose product is annotated as alkB homolog 8, tRNA methyltransferase. Gene Ontology annotation, cellular component: cytoplasm; nucleus. The record is from RefSeq and is a predicted model, not a curated record. Gene Ontology annotation, biological process: tRNA wobble uridine modification. The transcript has 11 exons. Lineage: Eukaryota; Metazoa; Chordata; Actinopteri; Cypriniformes; Nemacheilidae. Gene Ontology annotation, molecular function: S-adenosylmethionine-dependent methyltransferase activity; 2-oxoglutarate-dependent dioxygenase activity; tRNA binding. The coding region runs from base 26 to 2029 and encodes 667 amino acids.
CUGGGACCAAAUAAACGGUUGCACAAUGGAGAGCAGGAUGGACAGCACAAAUGUCAGAAGAACUAAAGAGGAGAAAAAAUGGCUUCGUAGGCAAUUUAAAGCCAGUCACACAUUACUCAAACAUGAGGGCAUAAGUACAGUAUCGCGUCCCACAAAGCAUCUGGUGGUCUUUAAUGGGGGUUUGGGAAAUGGAGUGAGCAGGGAGUCGCUGCUGGAGGUUCUUAAAGAGGGAGGUAACGUCGAGUCGCUUCUCACACCCCCUACUAAACCAUAUGCAUUUGUGACAUAUUCAUCAACUCAAGCAAGCCAGAAUGCUUUCACACUUCUCAGCGGACGAUCACUGAUGUAUUCGGAUCAAAGUGUCACACUUUAUUUCAGCUAUGUUGAGAGAGUGGACAGUGACAGGACUGUGUCUUGUGCUUUGCCCCCUGGACUAUCUGUUUUGGAGGAUUUUGUGUCUGUAGAGGAGGAGCUACAAUUGCUAAAGGCUGUUGAUUGGACGUUGGAUACUGAUGAUAUCACAGUGCAUAAAGCUUUAAAACACAGAAGAGUGAAGCAUUAUGGAUACGAAUUUCGCUACGAUAAUAAUAACGUUGACAAGGACAAGCCAUUGCCUGGUGGUCUGCCGGUGGAAUGUGACGCUUUACUUCAAAGAUGUUUGACUGACGGCCACAUAAGUGUCCUCCCAGACCAGCUCACUGUAAACCAAUACCGAAGUGGACAAGGAAUUCCACCCCAUGUGGACACUCACUCAGCAUUUGAGGACCCUAUCCUCUCUUUGAGUCUUGGAGCAAAGACAGUUAUGGACUUUAAACACCCCGAUGGGCGCUCUGUCUCUGUGGUACUGCCAGAACGCAGUCUACUGGUGAUGAAAGGAGAGAGCCGCUAUCUGUGGACUCACGGCAUAACUCCUAGGAAAUUUGAUGUGGUGCCGGUUUCAGAGGAUGGAGGGUCAGGGUUCUUGACUUCUGAUUUGAGUAAUCUGACCCUGAAUCGCCGUGGCACCAGGACAUCACUAACCUUCAGAAAAAUUCGGCAUACACCAUGUAACUGUGUCUAUCCAUCUGUAUGUGAUAGCCAGCAGCCACCCGCCCCACCCACAAUGCCUGUUGUUGAAGCUGACGCAUGCUGUUUGGAAGCACAGUAUGUUCACCAGGUCUACGAAGAGAUUUCUUCUCACUUCAGCAGCACACGACAUUCACCAUGGCCCCAGGUGCGAGACUUCCUGCUGUCCCUGCCACCUGGUGCAAUUCUGGUGGAUAUUGGAUGCGGCAAUGGCAAAUACCUUGGGAUCAACCCUGAGGUGAUGGCGGUGGGCUGUGACCGCAGUGCUAAUCUGGUGCAGAUCUGCGUCGAGCAAGGUUAUGAGGCAUUUGUGUCAGAUGCUCUGUCUGUUCCCCUACACAGUGGCUGCUGCGAUGCCUGCAUCUCUAUUGCGGUCAUUCACCAUUUUUCUACAAAGGAGAGAAGACAGUCUGCUAUUAGAGAGUUGAUCCGGCUGUUAAAAGUGGGAGGAAGAGCACUGAUCUAUGUUUGGGCCAUGGAGCAGGAAUACAACAAACAAAAAUCUAAAUAUCUAAAAGAAAACAAGUACAAAGAAAAUGCUGUGCCUACAUCAUGCAUGAAGACAACUGAAGAAAAUAACACUAACCAACAGGAGGAGCACAUUAGUUCAGACAUUAGAAACACAGAGGACGGUUCUGGGGAUGUUACAGCACGCAGAAUACACGUCCAUACGAAUCGCACAACUUUCCUUUCCCAAGAUCUCCUGGUGCCAUGGCACUUAAAGGGUAAUAAGGACAAAAACAAAGAGGCUGCGAGUUGUAGUACAGAGGUCCCUGUGGAGCAAACAAGCCAGGGGACUGUAUUUCACCGUUAUUAUCAUGUGUUCCAGCAGGGUGAGCUGGAGGAACUGUGUGUGUCGGGUGUAAAAGUGCUCAGGAGCUACCACGAUCAGGGUAACUGGUGUGUGGAGCUGGAAAAAACGAAUGAUACUUCUUCAAAAAUUGAUAUUGCAAUGGAAAAAUAAAGUAUUUUAUUAUGAGUAAAUAUUAUAAAAUAAAGAACAAUUAUUAUCAA